This is a messenger RNA of Sesamum indicum (sesame), 2996 nucleotides long. RefSeq names its product mitochondrial RNAediting factor 1 (gene MEF1). Lineage: Eukaryota; Viridiplantae; Streptophyta; Magnoliopsida; Lamiales; Pedaliaceae. The record is from RefSeq and is a predicted model, not a curated record. Gene Ontology annotation, molecular function: zinc ion binding; protein binding; RNA binding. Gene Ontology annotation, biological process: RNA modification.
UAUAGGACUAGACGUACAAUUUUCCUCAAAAAGAAAUUGGAACAGGGUCCCAAGACCCGCCAAUUUAAACCCACCCGACCGCCGUCCCGCCGCCGUAUGGAUUCUCGCCUAGCCACCCUCUGAGAAGUAUUCGCAAAACCGUCAUAAAUGCUUCAACGUCUACUGAAAGAACCCUUCCGGCAGACGCCAUUACCGUUCCGCAGACAACCCACAAUUCUUUCAGCAUUACCUCAAAAUUCACUCAAUCAACAAAGCUUUGAGUUAAACUAUCGAAUCAUAUGCAAUCACUUAGUCGACUUUACCCGCGAAAAGAAUCUUCUAAAAGGCCAAUCUUUCCAUGCCCAUGUUGUCAAAUCGGGGAUGCAAAUAGUUCCGCUUAUUUGCCACCAUCUGAUGAACUUCUACGCUAAGCUUGAGCUCCCGUAUUGCUCGGAGCAGAUUUUCCACGAGUCCCAGUUCAUAUCUUCCACCACGUGGAGUUCUAUCGUAUCAAGUUUCGUUCAGAAUGAACUCCCGCUUCGUGGGCUUGAAUAUUUUAAGUUACUGCUGCGGAAUGAUGGAAUGUUUCCUGAUGAUUAUAUUUUUCCAUGUGCGACCAAAGCGUGUGCGAUGAUUAAUGAUUACUGUUUCGGGCAAUCGGUGCAUUGUCUAGCGGUGAAAAUUGGGUUUGAAGUGAAUGUGUUUGUGGGGAGCUCUGUCGUGGAUAUGUAUGCAAAAUGUGGGAAUUUAUUGGAUGCAAGAAAGGUGUUUGAUGAGAUGCCUGAAAAAAAUGUGGUGACCUGGAGUGGGAUGAUAUACGGUUACGCACAAAUGGGUGAGGACGAAGAGGCGUUGAAGCUUUUUAAGAAUGCUUUGUGGGAAGGUUUGGAAGUGAAUGAUUUUACAUUCUCGAGUGUAAUUCGGGUUUGUGGGUAUUCUACUCUGUUUGAAUUAGGUAAGCAAAUGCAUGGUUUGUGUUUGAAAUUGAGUUAUGAUGAAACCAGCUUUGUGGGGAGUGCUUUGAUCUCUAUGUACUCGAAGAGUGGAAUGAUUGAAGGUGCUUAUAGAGUGUUUAAUGAGGUUUCAGAUAAAAAUUUGGGAAUGUGGAAUGCAAUGCUGAUUGCUUGUGCUCAGCAUGCGGACACUAAGAGUGUGUUUGAGUUAUUCAAGAAAAUGGAAAAUACAGGGAUGAAACCAAAUUUUAUCACAUUUUUGUGUAUCCUCUAUGCAUGUAGCCAUGCAGGCUUAGUGAAGGAAGGAAAACAUUAUUUUGGUACGAUGAAGGAAUAUGGGAUAGAGCCAGGAAGUCAGCAUUAUGCUUCAAUGGUGGACUUGCUUGGCCGCGCGGGUAAAUUGCAGGAGGCCAUGAAAUUAAUUGAGGAAAUGCCAAUGCAACCAACUGAGUCUGUCUGGGGAGCUUUAUUGACUGGCUGUCGAAUUCAUGGAAAUACCGAGUUGGCAAGUUCUGUGGCUGAUAGGGUCUUUGAAUUGGGACCUGUAAGCCCAGGCCUACAUGUGCUGCUAUCCAAUGCUUAUGCAGCUGCUGGCAGAUAUCAAGAGGCUGCAAAAGCAAGGAAGAUGCUCAGGGAUAGUGGACAGAAAAAGGAAACAGGUUUGAGCUGGGUGGAGGAAGGUAAUAGGAUACACACAUUUGCUGCAGAGGAUAGGACACAUGAAUUCUCUGAGGAGAUUUAUAGAAAGCUGGAUGAGUUAGGAGAGGACAUGGAGCGAGAUGGUUAUGUUGCAGACACAACUUGUGUACUGAAAGAAGUUGGUGCUGAAGAGAAGAGCCAGACCAUUAAGUAUCACAGUGAGAGGUUAGCCAUAGCUUUUGCACUCAUUACAUUUCCACCCGAACGACCCAUUAGAGUUAUGAAAAACUUGCGUGUGUGUGGUGAUUGUCAUGUGGCCAUAAAGUUUAUGUCUAAGUGCACUGGAAGGAUUAUCAUCGUGAGAGAUAACAAUCGAUUUCAUCGCUUUGAGAAGGGGAAGUGCUCUUGUGGUGAUUACUGGUGAUUGAGCUGUAAGAAUGGAGGCAUGCCUAACUUUAUAUCCGCAAAGCAAAUACUUGAUCUUUGCUUGAUUUAUUCACAAGAAAAUGAUUGGACCCCUAAUGGCUCCUCUGGAAGGUUUCUAGAGUCUGCGGGAAAUGCUCACAUGAUAUGGCAUCAGGUUGACAUUUGCUGUAAAAUGUCAAAUGCUCAACUGGUUUAAGCUUUGUAAUUUCUUAUUCCCUGUAGAAGCACUCCUGCUUGACCUGAGGAAGAGAUGGAAAAUGUUCUUCCAGAGCACCAAGUAUGCUUUGAUCAACUUGCUUCAGAAAGUGUAUCUUAAUGUUGCUGCUAAAUCACAUGAACAAAUCAAGAAGCUCAGAACUGGUGCGCUCAAGCGUCAGUACGAUUUUCUGUAACCUCCUUGACAAUGUUCGGAGAGUUUGUGGGUAAGAGUAACAUUGCCAAGCAGAUAAACAAGAUUGCAAACGUUAUCCCUCAUCUCCACUUGCCAAUUUAAACUGAGAAGAAGGGGAAACACACAAGAAUCAAGGGAAAGACCGAUCUUUGUCAUCUCUCUGCUGAAAAUUAACACAGAUCUUUCAUGUCAAUGUCCAGUCAUUGGGGUCACUUGUUACAUUUCUGCCUGCUACAGUCUGUAAAUCGUAAAAUGGAUCCAGGGAUGGGAAGUGUAAGAUUUUAGUGCACACUGGAGCGGAGGAGCCCUUUCUUCUGCGCUUGCAAAAGCCAUACUCCAUUAGAUAAGCGGUUAUUUAAGUAAUCUGAUUGCAUAAUUGAGUGUAAUUAGGAUUUCUUUCUUGUGACAUCAAGUGAUCACAUAAGAAAGGGACAUGAAUACCACCUUUUUCUUUUGUUUUCUCUUCAAUUCAACAACAAAAGAGUCUACCAAGCACAGUUUAUAAUUUGUGGGUUGAUGGCAAAUGGGAGAGGUUGGUAGAAUAGAUAUUGGUAAACGUUUCCGUUUCCAGUGAUAUAAACAUGCACAAUGUGUGAACAAAAACUAUG